GGCUCGGUGGGCGAUCGGCCGCCCGCGCUCCAAGCACCGCUCUCCAUAUAUGGCAUACCGCCUGUCUCGACCAAUGGCAGCGCCGCUCCGGCCGGUGACGUCACCGGCCGGCACCGACCGGCCGGUGUAGUGGUGGCCGGUCGGCCGGCAGCCCCUCCAGACAGCAGGAAGGAGUGCACAGAGACGCUGCACGUUCCCGAUUUUGACGCCACACCCCUACUCAGACAAUAUGCGGGAGAUUCUCCACCUCCAGGCCGGCCAGUGCGGUAACCAGAUCGGAUCAAAGUUCUGGGAGGUGAUCUCGGACGAGCAUGGCAUUGACCCGAACGGCAACUACGUAGGCUCUUCGGAGCUCCAGCUGGAGCGCAUCAACGUAUACUACAACGAGGCCAGCUCGGGCAACUACGUGCCACGAUGCAUCCUGGUCGACCUGGAGCCGGGCACCAUGGAUUCGGUGCGCUCCGGGCCCUUCGGCAAGCUCUUCCGGCCAGACAACUUCGUCUUCGGCCAGUCCGGCGCCGGCAACAACUGGGCCAAGGGCCACUACACAGAGGGCGCCGAGCUGGUGGACAGCGUCCUCGACGUGGUCCGCAAGGAGGCCGAGGGCUGUGACUGCCUGCAGGGCUUCCAGCUCACACACUCGCUUGGAGGCGGCACCGGCUCCGGCAUGGGAACUCUCCUGAUCUCAAAGAUCCGGGAAGAGUACCCGGACAGAAUCAUGAACACAUACUCGGUCAUGCCGUCGCCCAAGGUGUCGGACACGGUUGUGGAGCCGUACAAUGCCACCCUUUCCGUCCACCAACUGGUGGAGAACACGGACGAGUCUUUCUGUAUUGAUAACGAGGCGUUGUACGACAUCUGUUUCCGCACAUUGAAACUGGGUAACCCCACCUACGGUGAUCUCAACCAUCUCGUCUCCCUCACCAUGUCUGGUGUCACCACCUGCCUCCGGUUCCCCGGUCAGCUGAACGCUGAUCUCAGGAAACUGGCCGUCAACAUGGUGCCGUUUCCCCGUCUUCACUUCUUCAUGCCCGGCUUCGCGCCUCUGACGGCGCGUGGUGCCCAGCAGUACAGGGCGCUCACCGUGCCCGAGCUCACCCAGCAGAUGUUCGACGCCAAGAACAUGAUGGCCGCCUGUGAUCCCCGGCACGGCCGCUACCUGACGGUGGCCGCCAUCUUCCGAGGACGCAUGUCCAUGAAGGAAGUCGACGAGCAGAUGCUGAACGUACAGAACAAGAACAGCAGCUACUUCGUCGAAUGGAUCCCGAACAACGUCAAGACCGCGGUGUGCGACAUCCCGCCCCGUGGCCUGAAGAUGGCCGCCACCUUCAUUGGUAACAGCACCGCCAUCCAGGAGCUGUUCAAACGUAUCUCUGAGCAGUUCACCGCUAUGUUCCGGCGCAAGGCUUUCCUCCACUGGUACACCGGCGAGGGCAUGGACGAGAUGGAGUUCACCGAGGCCGAGAGCAACAUGAACGACCUGGUGUCCGAGUACCAGCAGUACCAGGAGGCCACCGCCGACGACGAGGGAGAGUUCGAGGAAGAUUACGAUGAUGACCAGGCUGAGGUAGCCUAAGAUGCCCGUCCUUCAUAACUCCAGGGGUCCAGAGGUCAUUCCGCCAUGCCGUACUGGCGCGUCCGAAGGCUGACGCACCAUCGUGCGCGCGCGACACUCCUGCCUCGCUGUCUCCAGUGACCCCGCCCCUCCCCCAUUCCUCUCCAAUCGCCCCGUUCCUUUCUUCCGCCCGGCCACGGCUUCUUCGCACGGAGGCGGCAGGACUGUCCCAUCAUUCCAGCAAAUUGUCCACCUUUCAGCCGGACCAAGUGGCCUUGAUGAGGGCUUGUGAGUACUGUUGUUCAGAAUAUGCCGUUUGCACUCGUGAAAUGCUUUACCGCUUGUUACAAACGUUGUGAUCAGCCGAUUUUUAUAUUUUUUACUUCAAGGAGUAAUUUGUGAGGAAUCAAAAGAUCUGCGUCGAUGAGAUGCGUUUGUUUUCGUGUCACUCACGUUGCAGGGAGAGCAUGAUACUUGGAAAGACAACGUGGAAUAAAACAAAUCUAACGACA
Messenger RNA from Amphibalanus amphitrite, 2067 nucleotides. Its product is annotated as tubulin beta chain-like. Bases 230 to 1576 code for a protein of 448 amino acids. Gene Ontology annotation, cellular component: microtubule; cytoplasm. The transcript is spliced from 3 exons. Gene Ontology annotation, molecular function: structural constituent of cytoskeleton; GTP binding; GTPase activity. The record is from RefSeq and is a predicted model, not a curated record. Lineage: Eukaryota; Metazoa; Arthropoda; Thecostraca; Balanomorpha; Balanidae. Gene Ontology annotation, biological process: mitotic cell cycle; microtubule cytoskeleton organization.